AUGGUUAAUGAUAAAUAUCAUAAAAUAGCUUUGAUAGAUGCAGAUUACUAUAUAAUUAAUUAUAGUAGCACAAUAACUACAUAUAUUCAACAUAUAUGUAAUAAUUUGUUGAAUAACAAUAGAAAUGAAGUGAAUCUGAAAGAUAAAAGUAAUGAAAAACGUAAAAUCAAUGACAAAAGUGAUGACUUUCUAUAUAGGCAAAAACAAAUAAUAUGCAUGUUUAUGUUAAAAAUAUUUCUAAACAACCUAGAUAAAAAUUUAAAUUUGUUUGAUUAUUUAAUUAUUGUAAUAAAUAAAUAUUUUCAGUUGGUUCAAAAGUAUAAAUUAACAAAUACUUAUGAGAAUAUAAAAAUAGAGGAUAAUAUUGAAAUAUGUAAAAAUAAAAAGGAUACAAAUGUAGAUGUCAGUAAAUUAGGAGAAGGACAAGAGUGUCAUAAAGAAAUAAGUUUAUCGGAUGACCUGAACAAAAAAAUUGAAAUAAAUAAUAAUAUUAAUAAUAAAUCAAUAACAACAAAAAUUACAACGACAACAAAAACUACUAAUAGUAAUAACAAUAAUAAUGACAAUCAAGUGAUGCUUGAUUCUAUUAAUAUAUCUAAUCUUAAUAAUUUAUCAAAGGAUAAAAUAAUUACAACACAAAAUCAUCAUUAUAAUCACUUAAUACACAAUUUAAUUGAAAAUAAUAAUUAUAUAAAUAUAGACAAUAUUAUAAACUCUCAAUUAUGCUUUAUUAAUAUAAAAGAUAAUGAAUACGACAAAUGUAGUAAGAACAAAUCAUCCACGUGUGUAGAAAUAAAUAAUAUAUAUGAGGAACAAAAAUGUAAUAAUACAAAUUACAAUGAAACACAUAAAUUUAAUGAUGAAUGUCAAGAUAACUCUUUAAUCAUGUCUGAUGAAUAUAAUUUUAUUGACAGUACAAAUAAAGAUAUUAAAAAACUUUUUCCAGACAUGAUAAACAAUAAAAAGCUUCUUAUCAAUUAUAAUAAAAUUAAUAUAAAAUUAAAACGUUUUGAUGAUACUAUAAAUAUAUAUGAUUUAAUAAAUGGAUAUAAGGUUUAUGAAAAUGUAGGUAGUUUAUAUGAAAUUAAAAACUUAUUUCGUAUAUUAAUACUAUCAAAAUUACAUAUAGGUGUAUAUAACUUAUUAGAUUUUUUAAAGAAGAAAAAUAUUUUUAUGUUAUUUUAUAGUUCAAAUAAAAAUUUAACGAAUCUUUUAUUCAAAUAUAAUAAAAUAUAUAAAUACUAUCAAAAUUAUUAUAAUGUAAUUGAUUCAUUGGAUGAAUUAAAAAAAUAUGAAGAAGAUUGUCACAAAUUUCUUAUUUUUAGUAAUCGCCCAUGUUUUAUUUGUCAUGCUAAAAGACAUGGCAUAUUUUAUACAGCCAUAGGGAAUAGCAAAAAUGAUGAUAGUGAUAAAAAUGAAAAGAACAAAAAUAGUAAUAAUAUUGAAAAUAAUAAGAAUUAUUAUAAUCGUAAAAGCUCAAAUUGCGAUGAUAUAGAUUGGACAAAUGAAAUAUAUGAACAAAAAAAAUCAGAUGAAUCUAUUAUUGAAAACUUUUCGAAUGAAUAUAAUAAUGUUGUUUAUCCAUAUAUAAAAAAUUGUAAUUUAACGUUAGAUAUUUUAUCAUGGAGAAUGAUAUAUAUAUUUAAAAAGUAUCUUUAUAUAUAUGGAAAAGUUGUUAAAGGAUUUGGAAGAGGAAGUAAGUAUUUAAAUUUGCCAACGGCCAAUAUUUUUCAUCCAAAUUUUAUAUCAGCUGAUAUUAUGCCUGGAAUAUAUUUUGGUAUAUGUAAAUUAAGAGAUAAAAUUUUUAAGAGUGUUAUAUCUAUUGGAUAUAAUCCUUAUUUUAAAAAUAAACAUAUGACAAUAGAAGCUUUCUUAUAUUACAAAACAGAUGAUUUAUUUUAUGAUGAAAAUAUUCAUUUAAUUAUUAUUGGAAUUAUUAGAAGUGAAAGUAAUUUUGCAUAUUUCUCACAUCUUAUUCAAGCUAUUCAAUUUGAUUGUGAACUAGCCAGAAUUGUACUUGGCAAAUUGAAAAAUAAUGAAACUUUUCAACAAUGUAAGUUUUUUCUCAACAAUAUAAAAUGA
Plasmodium adleri (nom. inval.) is the source of this 2082-nucleotide messenger RNA. Its product is annotated as riboflavin kinase / FAD synthase family protein, putative. The transcript has a single exon. Lineage: Eukaryota; Apicomplexa; Aconoidasida; Haemosporida; Plasmodiidae. The record is from RefSeq and is a predicted model, not a curated record. Gene Ontology annotation, molecular function: riboflavin kinase activity. Bases 1 to 2082 code for a protein of 693 amino acids. Gene Ontology annotation, biological process: riboflavin biosynthetic process; FMN biosynthetic process.